Molecule: messenger RNA, 814 nt
Organism: Nothoprocta perdicaria
Lineage: Eukaryota; Metazoa; Chordata; Aves; Tinamiformes; Tinamidae
Gene: ACP5
Product: acid phosphatase 5, tartrate resistant
Exons: 4
Coding region: 1-783 (260 amino acids)
Biological process (GO): bone resorption
Molecular function (GO): acid phosphatase activity; ferric iron binding; ferrous iron binding
Source: RefSeq, a predicted model, not a curated record
AUGUCCCCAUGCGCCAUUGUCCCCAUUGUCUUUGUCCUCCCUGUUCCCCCCAUUUUGGGGAGCACCUUCGAGCAGGUCUUCUCGGCGCCCGCCCUGCGCCCGCUGCCCUGGCUGGUCCUGGCCGGGAACCACGACCACGCCGGGAACGUCACCGCGCAGGUGGCCUAUUCGCAGCUGUCCCCACGCUGGCACUUCCCGCACCCCUACUACAGCGUGCGCUGGGCGCUGCCGGGCGCCAACGUCACCGCGCGGCUGCUGGUGCUGGACACGGUGCUGCUGUGCGGGGACAGCGACGAUGGCGACGUGGGUGACACGGCGUCACCGCGGGGGCCCCGGCGUCCGGGCGCGGCGGCCGCGCAGCUGCGGUGGCUGCGGCGGCGCCUGGCAGCCGCGGGGGACACCCGGUACCUGCUGGUGGCCGGACACUACCCGCUGUGGUCAGCGGGCGAGCACGGCCCGACCCAGUGCCUGGUGCGGGAGCUGCGGCCGCUGCUGCAGCAGCACCGCGUGAGCGCCUACCUGAGCGGGCACGACCACAACGUGCAGUUCCUGCAGGACGAGGGGGUCGCCUACGUGGUGAGCGGCGCGGGGAACUUCAUGGUGCCGUCGCGGCGCCACGCGGGCGCCGUCCCCCCCGGCGCCCUGCGCUUCCUCUUCGGGGACCCCGCGUCGCCCGGCGCCUUCGCCCACGUGCGCCUGGACGCGGCCGCCAUGACCGUCACCUUCCUGGAGGCCACCGGCCGCCUGCUCUACCGCGUGGCCCUGCCCCCCCGCACGCCCUGAGCGACCGCGGGGACCGGGGGACCCCCGGGGA